AACACGCACUACAGCGGCCGCGGCCACGGCCACGACCGCGACCAGCGACCAGUGUCAGCGACCAACACGGCGGCUGGCCGCGCGGCCAGUAGUUCUCCUUGUCUGCUCUGGCCGCUGUGUCCCAGUUGCGUUAAUGGACGUCGAAGAGAUAGCCGUAACAGUGCAUGUGUACAGGCACUACAUUAAACGUAGAAGAAGGAGGUAUUGGAUACACCCUAUGCUGCAAUCAAGGCCUACAAGAGGACAGUUUUUUACAUUCUUUUAUGAGUUACGGCUAUAUGAAGAGAAAAUUUUCAACUAUACAAGAAUGUCUGUUGCUAGUUUUGAUCAGCUACUCAACAAGAUUGCAGAUAGUAUAAGGGGAACAGACACAUCAAUGCGGCCAUGCAUAGGAGUUGAAGAAAAACUACUGGUUACAUUAAGGUAUCUCGCCACUGGAAAUUCAUUUGUGGACUUGCACCAUUCCUAUCGACUUGGAGCUACUACCAUAAAAGAGAUUGUUGCAAGAGUUUGCUCAGCGUUAUGGAAUGUUCUCAAAAAUGAAUGCCUACCCGAACCUUCCAAAGAUGACUGGUUGAGAAUUGCUUCAGAAUUUGAAAACCGAGCAAACUUUCCAAAUUGUUUAGGCGCGGUUGAUGGAAAGCAUAUAAGGAUUGUGAAACCCCCAAAUAGUGCAUCAUUGUAUUUCAACUACAAACAUUACUUUUCCAUCGUCCUUAUGGCAGUGACAGAUGCUGACUAUAAAUUUGUUUUUAUAGAUGUUGGCUCUUAUGGAAAGUGUGGAGACUCUACAAUAUUCCAACAAUCUGCAUUACACCAAAGAAUACUUGCUGAUACCAUUGAUCUCCCAGAGGACAGAGCGAUUUCAAGUUCGUCGUCUACACCCAUCCCUUUUGUGUUUCUUGCCGACGACGCCUUCUCAUUGUCACACAGAGUGUUGUGCCCUUUCAUUGGAAAACAGCUCAAUGACACUAAAAGGACAUUUAAUUAUCGCCACUGUCGAGCCAGACGAUAUGUUGAGUGUACGUUUGGCAUACUAGCCAAUAAAUGGCGCAUAUUUCACAGGCCUUUGAAUGUGGAUGUUGAUUUGGCUAUAGACAUUGUUAAAGCGUGUUGUAUUUUGCACAAUUAUGUACGAAGUAGGGAUGGUUUACAGUUUGUGGGACACAUUGUACAAAUUCCCAACUGACAACGAUGACUCUGAAAGUACACAUCGCAAUCGUCAGUACAACUCAAACACAAGAAACAUCCUAGCUGAAUAUUUUGUCAAUGAAGGAGCAGUGCCGUGGCAAAAGAACUAUCUGUGAGAAGGACAGUCUCAUCGCAAAACUACUUCUAUGUCACUCAAGAGCAGUGGAAAUUAACUAAUAUUAUUACAUUUGAAUAGGCACAAUGUUAAGUUGUUUUAGUGAUGUGUAAUAAAUUAAAAAUUUACUUA
Messenger RNA from Homalodisca vitripennis (glassy-winged sharpshooter), 1438 nucleotides. Its product is annotated as protein ALP1-like. The coding region runs from base 134 to 1189 and encodes 351 amino acids. The record is from RefSeq and is a predicted model, not a curated record. The transcript is spliced from 2 exons. NCBI's taxonomy places the organism in Eukaryota, Metazoa, Arthropoda, Insecta, Hemiptera, Cicadellidae.